AUGACUUCCAUCGUUCAACGUACAUCCUGGCGCGCUGCCCGCCUUUCUUUAGCUAGAUAUGCUUCUAGCUCCACCUCUGCUUCCGGGAGAGCAUAUGUGCCUUUGGACAUCGAUACAAACCCAGAGCCUCUCCAAGAUUACCAAUAUGCUCCCCCAAUUUCUCAUCAGUACAGGGCUCCGUACGGUUGGGAUGACAUGCAAAUGAGACGGAACUUCGGUGACCCUCUUCCCGAACACGACGAAUUAAUGUCUAUGUGGGGUCCUGAUCUUCCCCCUCCUGGUGUCAAGCCAAGAACGGCCUUGAUUCACUUCUUACUGGCCGUUGCUGGAUUUACUGGUAUUUUUUACACGACAAAGUGGGUCCUUACACCUGAACCUCAUUUCAUCCGACGCACGUAUCCUUAUGACGGAUUGGCAACGGCUCUCGGUGGUCUCCCCGAAAACAAGGUCUGUGUGGCGGCCUAA
Molecule: messenger RNA, 465 nt
Organism: Lentinula edodes (shiitake mushroom)
Lineage: Eukaryota; Fungi; Basidiomycota; Agaricomycetes; Agaricales; Omphalotaceae
Exons: 2
Coding region: 1-465 (154 amino acids)
Cellular component (GO): mitochondrion
Source: RefSeq, a predicted model, not a curated record